Messenger RNA from Cryptomeria japonica (Japanese cedar), 315 nucleotides. Its product is annotated as ethylene-responsive transcription factor ERF036-like. Bases 1 to 315 code for a protein of 104 amino acids. The transcript has a single exon. Lineage: Eukaryota; Viridiplantae; Streptophyta; Pinopsida; Cupressales; Cupressaceae. The record is from RefSeq and is a predicted model, not a curated record.
AUGGCUGCUCGUGCACAUGAUGCAGCUGCAUUUACCUUAAGAGGCGAAUCAGCUAAUUUCAAUUUCCCUGAAUCGAUUAAAUCCCUUCCUCGGCCUGCAACUUCUUCCACAACAGAUAUUCAGGCUGCUGCUGUGGAAGCUGCAAACUCUUUCCAACACGAAGAGAAGCAAGAAGUACCACAACUGUGCUCCAGCACCAACAGUGAUGAUAUUGACAAUGGUUUUCUUGAGUCGGAGCCUAUUAUACACAAUCAAUCAUUGUCCAAUGAUGUUUCAGGAACUGGAAACGAAAUCAAUGAGAUGGUGGAUUCCUAG